Molecule: messenger RNA, 1891 nt
Organism: Mustela lutreola (European mink)
Lineage: Eukaryota; Metazoa; Chordata; Mammalia; Carnivora; Mustelidae
Gene: IL20RA
Product: interleukin 20 receptor subunit alpha
Exons: 7
Coding region: 91-1785 (564 amino acids)
Molecular function (GO): interleukin-20 binding
Source: RefSeq, a predicted model, not a curated record
CGAGGGCCGGGGGCGCAGACGAAGGGGCUCGAGGGGUGGGGGUGGGGCGCUGCGGGCCGCCCGCCGAUAUGUGACCCGGCUCCGCCGCCCAUGUGGGCUCGCCGACCCCCCGCGGGAGCGGCGGCCGGAGGGGUCCAGGAGCCCCGCCGCCAGGCCCUGCGCCUGCUGCUGCCGCCGCUACUGCUGCUGCUCGCGGCCGCGCCUUCGGGCCGCGCAGUUCUCUGCAUCUCUGGUGGUUUACCCAAGCCUACAAAUAUCACCUUCUUAUCCAUAAAUAUGAGGAAUAUCCUACAGUGGAGCCCACCAGAGGGCCUACAAGGAACUGAAGUUACUUACACUGUGCAGUAUUUCAUAUAUGGGCAAAAGAAGUGGCUGAAUAAAUCCGAAUGCAGAAAUAUCAGUAGGACCUGCUGUGAUCUCUCUGUGGAAACUUCUGAUUACGAACAUCAAUAUUAUGCCAAAGUUAAGGCCAUUUGGGAAACGAAUUGUUCCAAAUGGGCAGAAACUGGACGAUUCAAUCCAUUCUUAGAAACACAAAUUGGCCCACCGGGGAUCGCUCUGACAACAGAUGAGAGAUCCAUUUCCAUUGUUCUGACGGCUCCAGAGAAGUGGAAGAGAAAUCCAGAAGACAGUUCUCUUUCCAUGCAACAGAUAUACUCUAAUCUGAAGUAUAAUGUGUCCGUAUAUAAUACUCAAUCUAAUAGAACGUGGUCCCAGUGUGUGACCAACCACACGCUGGUGCUGAGCUGGUUGGAGCCAGACACUCUGUACUGCGUCCACGUGGAGUCCUUUGUCCCAGGGCCUCCUCGCCUCGCUCAGCCUUCUGAGAAGCUGUGUGUCCGUACUUUGAAAGACCAAACAUCAGCAGUGAAGGUUAAAAUCAUCUUCUGGUAUGUUUUGCCCAUAUCUGUCACUGUGUUUCUUUUUUCUGUGAUGGGCUACUCCAUGUACAGAUAUAUCCAUGUUGGCGAAGAGAAACACCCAGCAAAUUUGAUUUUGAUUUAUGGAAAUAAAUUUGACAAAAGAUUCUUUGUACCUGCUGAAAAAAUUGUGCUUAAUUUUAUCACCCUCAAUAUUGUGGAGGAUUCUAACACUUCUCAUCAGGAUGUAAGUGUAAGGGGGAAAAGCAACGAUGUAUGGGCCCUGAAUGAGCCCCUCGAGGACCAGGAGCCACAUCAGGAGGAAAUGGAGGUGAAGAACUCAGGGUAUGCUUUACAUUGGAUGGACAUUUUCUGUGACUCUGAGGAAAGCUCCAAGGGUAUGUCCCUAACCCAGCAAGGGUCCCUGGGUGAAACAAUGCCCACAGAUAAAGCUGCCGUUGGAUACGAAGAGGCUGUAAGAACUGUUGAUAUCUGUGUGGGGACUGGAGAUCAAGAGCUCAGACUGCAGGAAGAGGCAUCCCUUCAAGGACAAUUCUUGGAGCAACAGGCAGCUUUGGCAGACCUGGGUUCUCCAACACCACUGUAUCCCUAUGCCCCUCAGCUGCGAGACUUGGGCCAGCUGUUGCCGAAGCACGUGGAAGCGGAAGAGGAGCCAGGUGAAGAGGCAUCCACCACACUGGUGGACUGGGACCCUCAGACUGGCAGGCUGUGCAUACCAUCCUUCUCUGGCUCUGAACUUGACUCUGAGGGAUGUGAGCAGCCUAAGUACAAGGAGCUCACAGAAGAAAGACUCUUGUGUAGACUCUAUGAGGAUCAGGCUCCAGAAGAGUCAUCAGAAGAAAACAAAGCCUAUCUCCUGAAAUUUAUGGAGGACUGGGGAUUACAUGUGCAAAUGGAGGACUAACACCUGAACUUCCCUUUGCCACACCCCUGCUGUUAUGAGGCACAUGAGUGCGUACAUAAGAGUGACCAAACAAUAAAGGAUGUGGGAUGAAAGAAGUUGACUCUGA